AUUAAAUGUUUAUUUAAAUAAGGAUUUAAAUAUAAAAUACACAAAUCAGGGGUUUUAAAGAUAAUUUUGUGAGCUUAGAUAUGGAUUUCUGGACAUCCUUGUUGACUGAGUGCUUGGAGUAGCACAUGCUUUGCCUUUGUGGAGUAUUUUGCCCAGAGGAGCUGUGGCUGCCCCAUGAUCCCUGGAAGUGUCCAAGGCCACGUUGGACAGGGUUGGAGCAACCUGGGAGAGCGGGAGGUGGCCCUGCCCAUGGCAGGGGGUGCAGUGAGAUGGCCUUUAACGUCCUUCCAGCCCAAACCACUCUGGGAUUCUGGGAUUCUUUCUAUGACAGAAAGUGUUAAUAAUAAGUAGAAUCCGCUAUGAUUACUCAGGGCAGAAAAUCUUAUCAUAAUUCCCAAUUUUCUCUCUUCCCAAAUGUCACCCAUGGAAGGACGUGCCUCCUCCACUCCUGUGAAGCUGGUUCUUGAGCUCAGCGUUCCCUGCUGCAGGCUGCAGGUGGGGGGGGAGCAGGCUCAGAACGAGGACCUGAAGGAAAAGCACGAACGCCGGAAGAAGCCCGCGGACAAGCGGAGGCUGCCUGUGGCUGCCCUGCAGGAAUCCAGCGAGGACAAGGAGCAGGCUCUCCUCAACGUCUGCGACUCCAUCCAGGAGGAGGUUCGAGCCAAGAGCAAGGCGCUGGAGAAGGUGAGGGAGCGGCUUUUGUGUCCAGAGACCGAGAUCAAAGACCUGCAGCUGGAGUUUGGGCUGGAGAAGAUGGAUUACCUGAGCACCAUCCGGCGCCAGGAGCGAGACCUGCAGCUCUGCCAGCAGCUGCUGGAUCAGGUGCAGUCCCUUGUGCGGCGGGACUGCAACUACAGCAACCUGGAGAGGAUCCGGUGUGAGUCCGUGCGGGCCGAGGAGAGCGGCUGCUGGAGAAUUCCAGAGCCUGUCACUCAAAGAACCCACCUGCCCGCAGAGUUUGUCUGGAAAGUGUGAGUAACAAAGGUGGCACGUGGUGCGGAUCCCUCGGGAAUGUGAGCAGUGCCGGGAUCAGGGAGUGCA
This is a messenger RNA of Pyrgilauda ruficollis (rufous-necked snowfinch), 1041 nucleotides long. RefSeq names its product kinesin family member 17 (gene KIF17). The record is from RefSeq and is a predicted model, not a curated record. Lineage: Eukaryota; Metazoa; Chordata; Aves; Passeriformes; Passeridae.